UUCCCUCGGGGCCUGGUGAGACGCAUACAGGAUCUCUUCGAGCUCCCUUAGGGAGCGGCUCCAAUAUGGGAAACCCCACCGGAAAGGUCACCUAGCUCUUCUCCACGUCCCACCUCAUUGCCGCCCCCCAGCGCUCCGUAGCCCUUACUAUCGAGCGGAUUAACCUCCAAGGGCGUCCCGGGCCUUGCCUUGGCUUCCGGCCCGGCUUGGGCCCUGGGUCUUUGUGGGCGCUGCCAGCCAGACUUAUGUCCAUUUCGAAGGGAAUCUCUAUGGGCAGCCUGAUUACUGUGGAGGCUUGGGGUCGUCCCAGGCGACCUCGGAAAUAGGUUCUUAGGCGAAGGUGGCCGGAAUGAGCAGGGUCUGGUUGUUGCACUGGUGCUGCUAUCACUUUGUGCAAAAGCAGAGGUGAUUUUUAAGGACUAGGCACGCUUUCACAGAGAAUGAUGUUGUUAAUAAUAACCUGUUCUCUGUGUGAAGGCUGGCAGGCCUCACACAUAGGCUCUGUCUACAGGGCCUCGACGUCUGUGAAAGUGGGACUUUCUCUUUCUGAGUUUAAGAAACCCUUUGUAAAACGCUGCAGUGACCUAGAGAAAUAAUAUGGCAUGAAUGCUUUACUCUGGUCUCUUACUCUGUCAGUAAAUUGUUCAUAGGUGAGGUAGUUUUCCAUCCUGAAAUCGAGAACUCAGAAUAAACCAACUGAUAUUCAUGUUUGCCUAACAGGUUAACAAUCAAGAUGGUACAUGCUGAAGCCUUUUCUCGUCCUUUGAGUCGAAAUGAAGUUGUUGGUUUAAUUUUCCGUUUGACGAUAUUUGGUGCAGUGACAUACUUUACUAUCAAAUGGAUGGUAGAUGCAAUUGAUCCAACUAGAAAGCAGAAAGUAGAAGCUCAGAAACAGGCAGAAAAACUAAUGAAGCAAAUUGGUGUGAAAAAUGUGAAGCUUUCAGAAUAUGAAAUGAGUAUUGCUGCUCAUCUAGUAGACCCACUUAACAUGCAUGUUACUUGGAGUGAUAUAGCAGGUUUAGAUGAUGUCAUUACGGAUCUGAAAGACACAGUCAUCUUACCUAUCAAAAAGAAGCAUUUGUUUGAAAAUUCUAGGCUUCUGCAGCCUCCAAAAGGUGUUCUUCUCUAUGGACCUCCAGGCUGUGGUAAAACACUAAUUGCCAAGGCUACAGCUAAAGAAGCAGGUUGUCGGUUUAUUAACCUUCAGCCUUCAACAUUGACUGAUAAGUGGUAUGGAGAAUCUCAGAAAUUGGCUGCUGCUGUUUUCUCCCUUGCCAUAAAGCUACAGCCUUCCAUCAUCUUUAUAGAUGAAAUAGACUCCUUUCUACGGAAUCGUUCAAGCUCUGAUCAUGAAGCCACAGCCAUGAUGAAAGCUCAGUUUAUGAGUCUCUGGGAUGGUUUGGAUACUGAUCAUAGCUGUCAGGUUAUAGUGAUGGGAGCUACUAAUCGUCCUCAGGACCUAGACUCAGCUAUAAUGAGAAGAAUGCCUACAAGAUUUCAUAUCAACCAGCCUGCUCUAAAACAAAGAGAAGCAAUCUUGAAGCUCAUCUUGAAAAAUGAAAAUGUGGAUAGGCAUGUAGACCUGCUAGAAGUUGCCCAGGAAACCGAUGGCUUUUCAGGAAGUGACCUAAAAGAGAUGUGUCGAGAUGCUGCCCUCCUCUGUGUCAGGGAAUAUGUUAAUUCUACAUCAGAAGAAAGUCAUGAUGAAGAUGAAAUUCGGCCUGUGCAACAGCAGGACCUCCAUCGGGCAAUUGAAAAGAUGAAGAAAUCAAAGGAUGCAGCAUUUCAAAAUGUUUUAACACAUGUUUGUUUAGAUUAAGAGUAAAGAUCAUUUGUACAGUUUGGUGAUCUAGUUCGGUGUGCCCUCUUAUUAUGGAAAUAGAGUGAAAGGAGUGCUCUUAAAACAUUGAGGGAGUUCCACAUUUAUGAUUUUUUACUCUGAAUUCUAAGUUAUUGAGGUAUAGUUGUUAUGUAAAUGGCAUGACUACUUGUCAGAAAUCAUGAGGAGGAACAAUGUAAUCCAGCCCAAGUGUGGGUGCUUGUGUUUGACCUCUUUAGCCAUAUGUUGUUAUAGCCUUAUAGAAUCUAAGCUGGUCUUAAAGUAAUAAAUGAUUCAUUGGGUCGUUAGUGAGAAAUGGGAAUGUGGUAGGUGCUGGUUCCUAGACAUGUAUGUAUGAGUGUGUGUGAGAGAGAGUAUGUACGUGUGUAUAUUAAUUGUAUAUAUCCACACAUUUUUUUAUUGACAUUCUGUAGAUAUGUUUGAAUACAGAAACUUUUUUUUACCCCAGCUACUGAAUCCAAAAGUACCAAAUAGUAUAAGCAAAACUAAGAUUUAAGGUUAUGUUCAAUAGGUACAGUGAUUCAGCCAUUUCUGAUUGUCAUUUGUUUUAUCUUUUUAAAACUGAGCAUUUCUUUAUCUGCAGUUGAUUAGUUGAAUCAGCUACAUCUGAAUAUGUCCUUGUGGCUUUGUCAUAAUGGUUGUCAGGAUAAUCAAAUAAAAAUACUUGUUCAGUGAUCAGCAUUGGAUGGUUUUUAGGCAGACGUGGUCAACACUGAUUUUGCCUCUUUCUGCAAGCACACUGAGUAGACUUUUUAAGUUCUCAAUUGAUUUUUAUUAAGGUGGAUUGAAAGCCUUUCAGAAGAAUAGGUUUGAAAAACCUCAGUGCCCUUCAUGUACAUGACUUUCCUUUCUUCUUUUAAUGUAACAGAUGGUUCUGUUGUAACCAUGUUUCUUAAAUGUUAUUUAAAAGUUAUAUGUUCUUUAAUUAUGGUCAAAUAUAAUUUGGUCACCAAAAAUGAAAUGAUAGUUUAAAAUAAGUAGCUGUUACUAAAUGCUAAGAAUACUCAUUUUGUAGCUUUAAUUUAAAACAUUUUUUUCAAUGUAUUAUAAAUUAUGGCCUCAUUAAGUACAAAAGUACACAUCAGAAUUCCUAUAUUAUAUCUGUAGUUAUUUGAUGCUCUGUAACUACACAAAAAACUUUAUUUUAGUUUCAAAUUCCACUAACCAGGAAUUUUGUUAUAGGCACCUGAAUAUACAGCAUGAGUAAAAUGGCAUGACACAAUCUUAAGGUGCCUUUUGAAUCAUCAGAAAGAUUAAAUUAAGUUUCAGAUGCUUUUGUUUUUAUUAUAUUUCUUUGAAAACUCAAUCAUUGUUAAUGAGUUAUUGGAUUAAUUUAAUUUCUCUGAUAAUGUCUCUCACAAGAACCUUUUGGAUAGUUUUUUUCUUUCAUUUGUACUGUGGUGGGAUAGAGGUUGCAGAACAUUUUGAUAACAAAAAGCAAGUUAUGAAAGAUUGUAAGCAUGAUGGAAAAAGGAAUGCAAAAUAUAAGAUACCAAAAAUUUAAAAAUUUUUUCCAUUUUUAAUAACUGUAGUAUAUAUACUAGUGUUUUAUAAAUAUGUAAUAAAGGGGUCCCUCUUGAUUUUU
Messenger RNA from Sciurus carolinensis (gray squirrel), 3425 nucleotides. It is a transcript of the gene Atad1, whose product is annotated as ATPase family AAA domain containing 1. The transcript is spliced from 10 exons. Bases 734 to 1819 code for a protein of 361 amino acids. The record is from RefSeq and is a predicted model, not a curated record. NCBI's taxonomy places the organism in Eukaryota, Metazoa, Chordata, Mammalia, Rodentia, Sciuridae. Gene Ontology annotation, molecular function: ATP hydrolysis activity; ATP binding. Gene Ontology annotation, cellular component: mitochondrial outer membrane.